CACUUAUUUGAAUUCCCGCUUAAAGGCAAUUUGAUAGAUGAAGAUGGAUACGUAAUUGCUAUUAAGGGAAGGGUUCUGGAGUUUUUAACUUUUAGGAAAUUAAUUUCCUCCCAAACAGCACUUUAGUUUAGUUUAGUCCCUGACGUCACCGCCGGGAACAGUAGGCGGCCGUCAGAUCCCUACCAUUCCCUUCACUCUUUCAUUCUUUCUUCCCCCAUCUUCCUUCCAAUCGAAUCUUUUCCCUCUUAUCCUGCGCACACCGGCCGACAACCCAGCGCACUUUAGCAAACUUGAUCUCUCUGCUACUCCUUUCCUCCUCCUAAAAAUGGAACCCUCAACCUCCCGAUCCCGCACCGGCGGCGGCGGCGGCAGCGGGGGGCGGGAAGACUGCUGGAGCGAAGGCGCCACGGAGACGCUAAUCGAGGCGUGGGGUGAUCGCUACGUCAGCGUCAAAGGCGGAAAUCUCCGCCAGAAGGACUGGAAGGAAGUCGCCGAUGAAGUCAACUCGCGGCGCAGCGGCGGACCGAAGAAGACCGACAUCCAGUGCAAGAACCGAAUCGACACUUUGAAGAAGAAGUACAAGGUCGAGAAGGCCAAACCACCGCCGUCGAAGUGGCAGUUCUACCGCCGCCUCGAUUCCCUCAUCAGUUCCGCCACAACGGCCUCCGGCGCCGCCGGCAGUGUAACCCUAACUGUCAGACCCAAAUCCAAAUCCAAAUCCAAAUCCGAAUCCCAAUCUAAAUCACUUCUGCUUAAGGCUGCCGAAGAGCUGUCGGGCGGGUCGGAUUCAAGCUGGUCCGGCGGGGACGGCGAUGCAGGGUUCGACCAGAGGGCGGUGAAGAAGCAGCACCGGAUGGAGGACGUAGGAUGCUCCGAUGGAGCUGCCUGUAGGGAAUUGGCGAGGGCGAUUCUGAAAUUCGUGGAGAUAUACGAGAAAGUAGAAAGCUCGAAGCAAAUUCAGAUGGUGGAGCUGGAGAAGCAGAGGAUGGAAUUCACUAAGGAGCUUGAGUUUGAGAGGAUGAACAUGUUUAUGGCUGCACAAUUGGAGAUGGAAAAGAAGAAGUCACUGAAGAAGCGAGCCAAAGACGCUUCUGGGUCAGUGGAGACUAAAUUCCUGCAAACUGGAUGCUAUUUAAUUGGGAACAAGGGAGGAAUUUAGUACUAGAAUCACAUCUGCUGGUCUUGUCUAACCACACCUCUAGAGAAGGAAUCAUCGAACUCCUGUUGCUGCAAUCGAAGUCUGGGGUGGAGAAUGACAUGACUGCUCUUUGUAUCUUAUGGCUUUAAGUUCUAACAUCGAUUAACUCCUUUGUACAUGUGAUUAGGUUGUUUUCCGCUACCGGGUUUCUCUGCACUUGGUAUAAUCCAGAGAUGAUAAAAUCACUCACUCUGUACCUUUUGUACUACUACUACUACUACUGCAGCUGCUGUAGUUAAUGGCAUUCCUUUGCUUUCCCAUUCGGAGUGGGUCUGUAAUGUAGGUUGUUAUUGCAAUAAAGGCACCACCUUCCCUUCACCUCGAGCAAUAUUUCUUGGGUUGGAUCUUGGUGUC
Molecule: messenger RNA, 1552 nt
Organism: Linum tenue
Lineage: Eukaryota; Viridiplantae; Streptophyta; Magnoliopsida; Malpighiales; Linaceae
Source: the annotation of a GenBank genome assembly